Molecule: messenger RNA, 2146 nt
Organism: Pocillopora damicornis (cauliflower coral)
Lineage: Eukaryota; Metazoa; Cnidaria; Anthozoa; Scleractinia; Pocilloporidae
Product: putative ATP-dependent RNA helicase DDX56
Cellular component (GO): cytosol
Molecular function (GO): RNA helicase activity; ATP binding; nucleic acid binding
Source: RefSeq, a predicted model, not a curated record
CAAAAAUAACAACAUGGCGGAUCAGGUUGAAGAAAGUAGCUCUUUUCAUGAAAUGGGUUUAGACGAUCGAUUGGUCAAGGCGAUUGCCAAGCUAAAUUGGUCACAACCUUCACUGAUCCAGGAGAAGGCCAUCCCUUUGGCCUUGGAAGGCAAGGAUAUUUUAGCGAGAGCCAUGACCGGGUCAGGAAAAACGGCAGCAUAUGCAAUACCAGUUAUACAGAGAAUCCUACAAGAUAAACAGGCAAAUUCAUCAAAUAGUGGUAUAAGAUCUGUUGUACUAGUACCCACCAAAGAACUUGCAAAGCAAGCUCAUCAGAACAUUAAGGAAUUAUCCUGUUACUGUUCUCGUGAUAUCAAAGUUGCAGAUGUUGCACAAGGAAAUCUCAUUAGUACCAAGUCACUUUUGAUGGAGUGUCCAGAUAUAGUGGUUGCAACACCAAGUGUGCUACUAGGUCAUGUUCAAGCCAAAAAUAUUGACCUUAAAGCCAGGCUACAGAUGUUAAUUAUUGAUGAAGCUGACCUUGUGUUCUCAUAUGGCUAUGAACAUGAUCUCAAAUCUCUACUGAGCCAUUUUCCAAAGAUUUAUCAAUCAUUCUUAAUGUCUGCAACUUUAAGUGAGGAUGUUACUGCAUUGAAGAAGCUUGUCCUUCACAAUCCGGUCAUUCUCAAGCUUCAAGAGUCACAACUUCCGUCAGAUGACAAACUUACCCAGUAUUUUAUAAAAUGUGAAAUGGAGGAAAAAUUCCUCUUGAUAUAUACCCUCCUCAAAUUAAGGCUUGUUCAAGGGAAGACAAUUCUGUUUGUUAAUGGUAUUGACAGAUGUUACAGACUUAAACUAUUUCUUGAACAGUUUUCAAUCAAAGCCUGUGUUUUAAAUUCUGAAUUACCUCAUAAUUCAAGAUUACAUAUAGUAGAGGAGUUCAACAGAGACAUUUAUGACUACAUCAUUGCAUCUGACGAAAGUGUGUUUGAUGCUGUUGCUACACCAUCUGCAAAUGUUAAGAAAAAGAAAAGAAAGAAGGACAAAGAGUAUGGCGUGUCUCGAGGAGUGGAUUUUCAAGGAGUUGAAAAUGUGAUAAAUUUUGACUUCCCUACAGCUGUUGAUGCCUACAUUCACAGAGUAGGAAGGACGGCCCGUGGUGACAAUGACGGUACUGCGUUGUCCUUUGUGACAGCAAAUGAUUAUAAAAUGCUGAAAAAGGCCGAAGAGGAACUUACGAAGGAGUUAAUAGGAGAGAAAAAAGAAAUUUUUAAACCUUAUCAGUUUAAAAUGGAGGAGAUCGAGGGGUUCAGGUAUCGUGCACAGGACGCACUGAGGGCAGUCACAAAAUCAGCAGUUAAAGAAGCGCGUCUCAAAGAAAUCAAGUCCGAGAUACUGAAUUCUGAAAAACUGAAGGCAUAUUUCGAAGAAAAUCCCAGAGAUCUUCAAGUGCUCAGACAUGACAAAGAUCUACAUCCCACAAGAAUUCAACCUCAUUUGAAAAACGUUCCCGAAUACCUCGUUCCUCCCACUCUGCGGCCAUCCAUGGCCAAAUCUUCCCGAAAGAGAAGACGUCCUUUCAUAUCAUCACAAAAAAAUGCUCACACCGCACACAGCAAGGGACACGGCAAGGGUAAGAGAGGAUAGGCAGUCAUCGCUGGACCUCUUCUUUACUUAGAGAGCAGAUUCCCAUGAAGCCCGGGUAGAUUGUUGUUAGCUCCUCGUGGAGCACAGCGCUCAGAUUGAUUGAGAGAAAGAAAGAGCCAUGGAGUACAAAAUAAUGGAACUGUCGUCUUCCACAAUAUGAACAACAAACUGAUACAGUUUUGAGGAAAUGCGUCGUCUUGGAAGUCUGCCUGUGUGUGCAGAUUUGUCUUUAUGCCUGGCAAAAUACAAUUUUUUUGCAACACAUAUCAAUUUAUUCGUGUGGGAACAGAAGUAUUGAUACAGAAAGAGUCUUGUCGGAGACUUGCCUUUGGGCGAUCAACUCCGACUAUACAUCCUUAAUAUGAGAGCGUUUUACUAAUAAUGGAACAAAAAAACUGGAACAUUUUUGAGGACUUCCUAUCGCGAACUAUUGCUGUCUUAUUACUGAGCAGUGUUUCGUGGAAAUGUGCAACCAGAACAUGCUGUCUCUUUGAAAUAAAUUAUAUGAAUUGAAUCAAA